Messenger RNA from Periophthalmus magnuspinnatus, 2988 nucleotides. Its product is annotated as LHFPL tetraspan subfamily member 3 protein-like. Gene Ontology annotation, biological process: sensory perception of sound. NCBI's taxonomy places the organism in Eukaryota, Metazoa, Chordata, Actinopteri, Gobiiformes, Gobiidae. The transcript has 4 exons. Gene Ontology annotation, cellular component: plasma membrane. The record is from RefSeq and is a predicted model, not a curated record. The coding region runs from base 661 to 1317 and encodes 218 amino acids.
UUCCUCUGCGUCUUGUGUCUGCGCCCCUCCCUCCCUCUGCUCUCAGCAUCCGUCUGACUGGGCAGAGCAGAGCACGGUGCGUCUUACCCCGGACAUUAACCUCUGUUUAAUGAGAACAAGGAGGCUGUAAGGUAAGCGGAAUUGACCUGGGGACGGCCAUCAGACAGUCCAAGUGCCCGUUUAAAUUUUGGCUUUAUUCGGUUGUCCGUGGCUCUAUUUUUUCAUCAUCUGUGCUGCAUCUUGCGAAUCUGAGACUAGAGUAAGCCAGUUUGUCGUGUCUUGUCCAAGGACACCGCUGAGUGUUGGUGCGGCAGAGAUGAGCACGUCUGACGGCUCUACGGAGACAGUGGGAGGACCUCGACUUGUCGUGCUGCUGCUGGGAGUUUUGUGAGUAGCCUUCAUCUCUUCCAUAAGCGCCCUGGUGAAGCUGCUCGCUCGGCUCGCUGCCUGAAUGUGCGCUGCGACGUCAUGAGGUGAUCUGCCUCUCCAGUCACACAGUUGUUGCUGUGUUGCAGUUCGUAGUGCACGCUCCCAGCUCAUCUCUGAGAACUGUGACUCCGGCUUCUAAAUGUCCGCUUCUUGAGGAGCCUUUGAACGUAGCCCAGCGUUGGUUUGAUUUCGGAUUUUUGUAUCGGCUCGUAGCCUGGUUCUGCCGCAUCAAUGUUACCAUCUGCAGAAGCCGCGAAAUUAUAUCAGACUAAUUACGUGCGCAACUCUCGUGUCAUCGGACUUUUGUGGGCCAUCUUCACCAUUUUGUUCGGUAUUGUGAAUGUGACAAUUUUCUCUCAACCAUACUGGAUUGGCGAUGGCGUGGACACGCCACAGGCUGGCUACUUCGGCCUGUUUCACUACUGCGUCGGAGACGGACACUCCAGGGACCUGGUGUGUCAGGGGAGCUUCACUGAGUUCUCAGCGAUCCCCUCCGGUGCGUUCAAGGCCGCCUCCUUCUUCAUCGGCAUGUCCAUGAUGCUGGUGGUCACCUGCAUCGGCUGCUUCAGCCUCUUCUUCCUCCUCAGCACCUCCACCGUGUACAAGAUCUGCGGCUGGAUGCAGGCUGCCUCUGGUGUGUGCUUGGUCCUGGGCUGCAUGAUUUACCCUGAUGGCUGGGACAGUGACACGGUGAGGAAAAUGUGUGGGGAGCAGACAGACAAGUACAGUAUUGGGGCAUGUUCUGUGCGCUGGGCCUACAUCCUGGCCAUCAUGGGCAUCCUGGACGCCCUCAUCCUCUCCUUUUUGGCCUUUGUCCUGGGGAACAGACAGGACGGGCUCAUGUCGGAGGAGCUGCUGGCAGAGAGCAAGGAAGGAGGAAAUGCCUAAACUGAAAGAAAUGGUUGGAGUCCUUAUUGGGUCCGUUUACAAAAGUCCCAUAUCAUCAUGUUAGCAAAGCCUGCCUCAGUCACUCACGAAGGUGGAUAUCUUGGACCAGCCAGCAGCCUGCCUUGUACAUUUAUCUGCCAAAAAUGAAACUACAACAAGAUGUCAUCAAAAUCUGCCUGUAUCCCGUCUAAACAUUUUGACUUUAUAAUUGUGUGUUAACUAAGUCCAAGUCCUUGCACAAAAUUGCUUAGACCAUGGUAGGGGCAAAGACUGUUAUCAGUGUAAUGUAGAUGUGAGGACUACCCACUACCUAGACCUGAGUAGGAACAGGGUACAGAUAAGCCACCUGCAACAUGAGCACAGACAGACACGCUAGGCCAGUGGUUCUCAAAGUUUGGUGAAGGUACCACUGGUGGAACUACUCAUGGUAUCCAACAGUUCACAUUUAGUUUUAUUUAAUUCUUGUGUUUGACCUUAUUCUGGGUGCUUAGUUAGUUCUGUUCUGUUUUAGUCCAAUUAUUAGAUAUAGGGUAUUGUAGUUUUAGUUAUGGGUAUGUCUUGGUAAUAGCUGGUUUAGUCUGUUCCUAGUUCAGACAUUUGUUUUAACUUGUUCCUCACUAUGGCAACGGUCACAAGUUUUCAUUAUUCUGAAACCCAUGGAUAAAGGGAACCCAUGAGUAGUUUAAAUGAAUUUUAUUCCUGCAUGGAUUUUAUGAACAGUUUUGCCUGUUCAGAUUAGAUUAAGUUAUUUUAUAUAGUUGUUUUACACAUAGUUUUGACCUGUCUAGUAGGGUAAGCCCUGUUUUAGACCAGACAUAAGAAAGAACACUGAAAGCCAAAUAUUGUAGUAAGGGGUAUUUGAGAAUCACUGCACUAGGCCAUAUACAAAACACACAAUUUGUAAUUAUAAAUAUUGAAACUGUCACUGACUUCUCUGUGCACAUCCAUCUGAAUGUGUGUCUAGUUUUAGUUGAGGAAAAAAACUGCCCAUUUUAUGUCAAUAUUAACCAGUUGUGUUGCAUUGCAUAUAGAGGGCUAAAAUUGUUUUGCUCAUAAGCCACUUUUCAUUUGCAAAAGAGACUGUUUUAUAACAAUAUUAUGACAAAAAAAGACUUGUACAUUGAAUAUCUGUAAGACGUUUAGGAUUUUAAGUCAUUCAAAGGCCUGCUUGCUAAAUUUGCACAGCGCUUCAAUUUCAAAAAAGAACAUUUUCUAGUUUGUGGUAUAUAAAUAUAAGAUAAAUAUUAAGGAUAUCUACACUGUGAUUGGGGAUAGGAAGACAAUUGCAGGAUGAACGGAGUUGUAUGAAUGUGUGUGUAAAAUUGUGCAUGAGAGCGUAUGUUAUUGGUAAUAGUUUGCUGGGCUAAUAAGCCUAAAUGCCAGCAUCACAAAAGUUGUCCUGCCAUGUAGCUGUAUAUUGUAUUUUUGUGUCUAUCUCUCUCUUUCCCUUUGCGUAUCAGUUGGGACAUACAGGGUAAAAAUGGCAGAGAUUGUGUACAUAUAGUAGCCUAAUUACUGAAGAAAGAUUGUCCCAGCUUCACUUGUGCAUAUGUGUAAAUAGAUAUAUAGAUAGAAAUGCAUUAUUAUAUAUGUUAUUAUAAAGUUAUAGGCAAAGAAUUGAAAGGAUUCCUAUAUAUAUAUUAAAACAUUUAAAUUAAAGUUUUCAUUGUA